Messenger RNA from Puntigrus tetrazona (Sumatra barb), 5589 nucleotides. RefSeq names its product potassium voltage-gated channel subfamily A member 2. The record is from RefSeq and is a predicted model, not a curated record. Gene Ontology annotation, molecular function: delayed rectifier potassium channel activity; protein binding. Gene Ontology annotation, cellular component: dendrite; voltage-gated potassium channel complex; juxtaparanode region of axon. Bases 566 to 2047 code for a protein of 493 amino acids. The transcript is spliced from 3 exons. Gene Ontology annotation, biological process: potassium ion transmembrane transport; protein homooligomerization. Lineage: Eukaryota; Metazoa; Chordata; Actinopteri; Cypriniformes; Cyprinidae.
AGUGGUAGCGCGGACGGAGCGCGUGUCUCUAAUCCAGAAGUCUUUUGGUAUGCACAGCAACGAUUGACUGCAGAUUCCAUUUAACGCUUUAACUAACUGACUAAUGGCUUGUUGCGUGAACAUAAUGCAACAACUACUGAGACGCCGGCGAGCGAGGUAGACAGACAGGAAGCUUUGGGGUAGACGAGGACACACCCGCAUACUGUACCUCUCUGCCCCUCCUCCUUGCCUGCCCCGUUAUGCACAAUACGCCGGUGCGCCGAGAGCUACAGCAGACAGUGGCAGCCGGGAUUUAAGGAAUCAGAUGUGUGUUUGUCCUUUUCAUCGCAGUCACACAGAUGCCGGAGUGCUAUCCACACUUCGAGAAGGCUGUCGUGACUUCUGGGAACCUGAGGAACCCUGGGGGUGAUUUAGAAGUUUAUCCUAGCAGUCGACCCACCCGGUAGCACGCUGUGGCCCUUAGAGCUCUACGGUGUCAAGCCACCCUUCCGUGAGGAUUCCUUGUAUUUUCCCACCCUGUGGUGCCCUGCCUCCGUGAAAAGUGCAGGCCUCACCCUCCUGCAUAAUGACUGUGGCCACGGGCGACCCCUCAGAUGAGGCGGCAGCACACCCUGGUCUUCCUCAGGACUAUGACCCCGGAACGGAGCAGGAGUGUUGUGAGCGAGUGGUCAUCAAUAUCUCGGGUCUGCGUUUCGAGACACAGCUCAAGACCCUUUCACAGUUCCCCGAAACAUUGCUCGGGGACCCCAAGAAGCGCAUGAGGUACUUUGACCCGCUAAGGAACGAGUAUUUUUUUGACAGAAACCGCCCCAGCUUUGACGCCAUCCUCUAUUACUAUCAGUCGGGCGGAAGGUUGCGCCGCCCUGUCAAUGUCACUUUGGACGUUUUUUCAGAGGAGAUCCGCUUUUAUGAGCUUGGUGAGGAAGCAAUUGAGAUGUUUCGGGAGGACGAGGGUUUUAUCAAGGAGGAGGAGAGGCCGUUGCCCGACAAUGAGUUUCAGAAGCAGGUCUGGUUGCUGUUCGAGUAUCCAGAAAGCUCUGGGCCAGCCAGGAUUAUAGCUAUCAUAUCCGUCAUGGUCAUCCUCAUCUCUAUCGUCAGCUUUUGCCUGGAAACCUUGCCCAUCUUCCGCAGCGAUGAGGAGGAUAUGCAUAAAGUCCCAGUUGCCGCCACUAACUCCACAACUACUUACACAUCCACCUACUUUACAGACCCUUUCUUCAUUCUAGAGACGCUAUGCAUCAUCUGGUUCUCCUUCGAGUUCUUGGUGCGCUUCUUUGCCUGUCCUAGUAAAGCCAGCUUCUUUGUGAACAUCAUGAACAUGAUUGAUGUGGUGGCAAUCAUUCCUUACUUCAUCACGCUGGGGACAGAGUUGGCCGAGACAGCAGAGGACGGGCAGCAAGGGCAACAAGCCAUGUCUCUGGCAAUUCUGAGGGUCAUCAGACUUGUACGAGUCUUCAGAAUCUUCAAACUCUCCCGGCACUCGAAAGGACUUCAGAUUCUUGGCCAGACCCUCAAAGCCAGCAUGAGAGAAUUAGGUCUACUCAUCUUCUUUCUCUUCAUUGGAGUCAUCCUCUUUUCCAGCGCUGUCUACUUCGCAGAAGCUGACGAGCCCGAGUCGCAGUUUUACAGCAUCCCGGACGCCUUCUGGUGGGCUGUGGUUUCAAUGACGACCGUUGGCUAUGGAGAUAUGGUGCCUACGACCAUUGGAGGAAAGAUUGUCGGAUCCCUCUGUGCCAUCGCUGGUGUCUUGACCAUUGCCCUUCCCGUGCCCGUCAUCGUGUCCAACUUCAACUACUUCUACCAUCGAGAAACUGAAGGCGAGGAGCAGGCGCAGUAUCUCCAAGUUAACGUCCCUAAAGCCGAUUCACAAGAAGAGCUGAAGGGAAGUCGAAGUGGAUCCACCAUCAGCAAGUCGGACUACAUGGAAAUCCAAGAGGGGGUCAACAACAGCAAUGAGGACUUUCAGGAAGAGAACCUGAAGACAGCCAAUUGCACUUUAGCUAAUACAAAUUAUGUUAAUAUAAAAAAAAUGCUGACAGAUGUCUAGUCACUCGAGGAGCAGGUACGGAUUAAAUAUUAUAAAAGGACUAUAGUAAGCCAUGUUCGAAGGAGGAUUGUGAGGUUGAACGCCUCAGUUAUUGUAAUGAGAUUUUCAAUCUCCAGUUCCUCAUUAAAAGUCCAAACCUACAUCCAGGUCCGUCCACAAUCAAAGUAUUCAUCAGUGUUUGCAUGGAGUCAUCUAUAUCAUCCUUAUUACACCUUAUCCAGAUCAGGAGCCAAGUAUUUAUAUGGAAUUGUGGAACACAAAUACACAGCACAUGAGUUUCAGUAUAUUUCCAUCAACAUCUUACUAUCAAAGCCAAGCUUCGCCAAAGAAACGUCACUUGUGUGCUUCAUCCGCUGUUAAAAGGUUUGCGGUCACAUGCAAUACAUGUAUUCGAUGCAAAGAAUCUUCACAGAAGUUUCGUCCACUCUCCUGCUGCUUGUUAAAGAACACCAGUAUUCACUUCGAUUCAAGACAGUUGUCUGUCUUUUUAGUGAUAUUGUAGUGAUCAGGCUGGGAAUGUCAUUGAAAACUGCCUGCUUUUGUGUUGAUAGCUAUGUGUGGACCCAAAAUACGUAUGUAUGGACAACACUCGUAUCUACUCCUUCACUAUUAUCCUGCUGCAAAGCUUUUGAAGACAAGAUGAAUGUCUCCACAUCUCAUAUUUUAUGUUAUUUAUAGUCACAGACGGUGUCUGCGUGCACCGUCCUUCAAUGGCUUUUCCUUUUAUCAUUUCACAUCAGUUUUUAUUUACAGCUCUUCAGGAUAAGGAACAUGCAUAACACGUUAAAUGAAAAAUCAGCAAAAUAACACCCUAGUGCCACAGGAAAAAAAAUGCUUGAUGUAUUUUGUGUAAGAGCAUACUGUUCAGUGUAUAUUCCCAUUGUUUCUGCUGCAAGCUGCAGAGAUAGUUCAAAAUGUAGUUGAUAUUCAAAUUACUUUGUCACUUAAUGAGCCAUAUUGUAGUUCACACUUAAAUGUCCCCUAGCAAAUUUGUAGCAAUGAUGUCAGAUUAUUUUUAAUCACUGGCUUGUCUAUCAUCCUGAAAUCAUUUUCAGAUGUUAGAAAAGCUUGUUAGACAUUUUGUCUUUUUUACUGCCUUUGAUUUAAAAAAAAACACCGGCAUUAUAGUGUUGCAUGGCCUCAAAACCAAUCCUAAUGGCAUGGAUUUUAAACUCAAGAGGAAGUGAUACAGAUAAACUAGUUAGCUAGAAUAUUAUAAAAAUAUGUAUCUUGCUCUGUAUAUAUACAUAUAUACAUCUAUUUUUAUUCGCAAAGUUUUAUUGUGAUCCAAAGGUGCUGUUUUCAGUUUUUCAGGAUUUGUUUAGCGAGUGAAAGUAUAAAAAGACACUCUGCAAUGCAUUUGGAUGGACAGUGCAGCAUUGGGGCAUUGAUUGCUGGGACUCUGAUUGCCUUAGCUUCAGGUGACCUUGAAAUCUAGACUUACUGGCUUACAUGCAUCUCUUAUGAUGAAGAGGCUGUAUAAUGCCAAACCACAAUGAAUCAACAGAAAGAAACUAUGGAAGUCAAAAUUGUCCACAAAUGCUUAGACUCCAUCCUUUCCUUAAUAGCAUAGCCAUUUUCAAGGCAGUAAAAAUCUCAUUGCUUUCAUUGUCUUUAAAUAUAAAAUCCUGAAACUGUUUAUGGAUGGAAUGAUGAUUAUUUGAUGUGACUUUGUACUAUUAGAAGGUUUCUCCCACAUCUAUUUCAAUAUCUCACCUGGGCUGCAGGUGCCUUUGUCUCUUUUAUAUUUUUUAAAGCAAACUUUAUGUGCUGAUGCUGCUAAUUUAGAAGCAGAUACUGCUUUCACAGCUGCUGCUAAUUAUGCUUUCUUUUUUAAAUUCAGAAUAUAGACAUAACUGUAACAAGCACAAUUCGGGUAGGUUUAACAGAGUGUAAAAGCCUGAAUGUUAAACCAAUCUAUUCAUACUGUCGCCCCACAGUGCAUAGCCAGUGCCUAAGAAAUGUACUAAACCUAUGUUUGGAUGCUUUAAAUCUGAAGUGCGUCUUUUUUGACUGUCAGUAAUCCAUUGUAGGUUACCUUCCCCCAAAAAUAUAAAAACAAAUCAUUGCUCUGAUAUAUACACAGCAAUACACAGAAAUGUUGGCUGAACCAAUGGUUUGAAUUCAUGGCAAAACUAUAUAUUUGUCUGAGGAGUGGCAGAUAAUAAUGAAAACAAUAAUUUUUGUAAUUCCACUAGUGGAACAGAUAUGACACACUUCACUUCUAAUGCAGGCAAACAACAGGUUUUCUAUGCAUGACAUUGGACAGUAUGCUGUUGGUGAAUCAUAUGUACCAUCCUAAUCCACAUACAUAAACAUUGUGACUGUAACUUUAUAUUUAAUGUGUGACCAUAACGUAUGUUAUGCUUUUUGGUGCUAGACCUGGCAGUGUUAAAUGUCAGGGCUAUAACAGUACCUCUUUGAAGCCUUCUUUUUUUCUUCAUUGGACAGGCACGUCUGUGAAAGUCACUGCUUUGCUUGCAGGUGCACCAGUUUCUUGUAUCACAUUUGAAUUGUGUGUUGAUUUUCUAAAUGUCAUUUGAAAUGCUAAAUGACAGCAUUGAAUGUCACAACAUCACAUUUGUUAGCAUAUUAUAACCAGUCCACUGCCAUGGUUUAGAAAGAUGUGCAACCUUUUUUUUUGUACUGAGAAAAGUUUUUUUGUUAAAAAGAAAAAAACACACGAAAAGGCCAAAUUCAAUCAAAACCAUAUAACCAUUAAGUCUCCUUCCAGUACAACUUUAUAGCAAUUAUGAAUUCAGUUUUUAACAGAUUUAGAGCAGUAAUAUUUUAAAUUAAACUAGAUUUAGAUUUGAUCAGAAAUGUUGGAUCAUAGAAAAUAGGUGUUGUAAACCAGAAAAGAUCCAAAAUCAGAUUAUGUUACAGAAAAGUAACAUAACUGAAAAAUAACAUGUUGACUUAAAAGAUAAAUGUACCCAUUGUGAGAUUCUGAUAUAGGUUUAAAAUGCAGUGAUGUUGCAAGAACUGUUGUACGAUGCUUUGAUUGCCUUUGGCCUUGACGAUAGGCUGCAGUGAUUGAGACAAGCUCUGUAUCUGCCCAUCCAUUGUUGAGCCUGCAAAGAAAGAAAGAAAGUCUCUUCUAUUGCUUAUUUAUGCAAUACAGUGUUAUAUAUGUGUGUGUUUGGGCAUGUGUGUAUAUCCAUAAAGCACUUCAGACCCUAUAGCCUGUGUUCAAGAGCCAGACAGAGGGAUGUCUAGACUAAUAUAAACACUUCAAUUGGCAGAGAGCUGAACUGAGUCUGUUUCAACCCAUUCUGGCUAUAAAGGACAAGCCCCAAGACACUGAACGUUUUACACUCUCGUUAGUGUGAUCCAGUCUGUAAUAUUCACUCUUCAAUGCAGCCAUGUUUUUUAGGAUGUACGCACUGAAAAACAGAAUGUUACUGGAUGUAAAAAAAAAAAAAAAAAAAAAGCACUUUACAAGCACCACCAGUGGACAAUCUAUGGACCGAGACAUACAUAUAUCCCUUCCAAAUGAUCAAUACUGCAAAUACAACAAAGAUGAUAUAUGAAACCUGAAA